UCUCAGUGUGAUUAGUGUUUCCAGUGUCUGUGUUAAAAGUGUGGGGAAGCAUCAAUAAAGCACUGAGCCUUGGCCAUUACGUGCCGCGGGAUCUCUCAACAAAGGUUCAUUGUUCAGCACCUGUGGCUGAAGUAGUUCAACGUCCGAUGGAAGCCCAACCUUUGACAGACUGGGACGCUAGUCUCUGUGACUGCUUUGAGGACGUGAGCACAUGUUGCUACGGUUUCUGGUGCUGCCCUUGCAUUGCAUGCACAGUUUCAGAAAGAUUUGGAGAGAGCCGUUUACUCCCAUUAUGUGACCUCUGCGCAAGAGCAGGAAUGUGUAUUCCUCCUGCAGUCCUUUCUCUGCGGGUUGCCAUGCGAAACAGAUAUGGCAUCAAGGGUUCCAUCUGUAAGGACAUCCUAGCCUCCUGUUUCUGUGAGUGGUGCUCCUGGUGUCAGAUGCAUCGUGAGUUGAAACAUCGCAAAAAAACACCUGUCGUCCACAACAUGUCAAAUCAAACCAUCGUACAAAUGCAGCCUUAUCCACUGAUGAUGGGUCCUGCAUACCCUUACCCUCCCCAAGGUGGUUUUAUGGGUCAAGGAGUCCCACCCCAAGAAUGAACCAUUAGAGGUUGUUGUGACAUCAUACUAAACUCUGUGGCUUCAUAUUGUUCUGCUGGCUGUUGUGAAGGAAAUACUAUCCUGCUGUCUGCUGUGUAUUGAAGAUUAUCUCUGUGUUUGUAAUAAUUUUGACAAUUAUUGUUCUAGUUCUUAGGAAAUCCCUUAAAUUUAAUCUCAAAUUAUUUACAGCCACCAUUGACAUCCAGACCAUGUUUAAGUGGAUGACUGUAGUCCUUUCAAAUUUUCAUCUUGGUCAUCUUGGGAACUGAGUGUGUUCUGCAGUUUAAGAAAUAAUUAAAUUAUAUUUUAGCAGGGAUUAUAUAAUUUAGCAGCACCCUAUUGCAGUUCAUCCAAAAACCCAACAGAGGGCACUCUAUGAUCAGUAGUGGUUGUUAUUUACAUGGUACAAAUGAAGACAUUCAUCCACUGCAGUCUUCUAAUUUGGUCAUAUGAAACGCAUUGACAAGUUUAGGUAGUUCAGAGCUACUACUAAACAACAUUUCUACAAUCAUCUAUAAGGUUAUACAAGGAUAUGUGAGUAAAUAUGUUUUUGUUUGUUUUAGUAAUGUGAAAGCUAUUGUGUGCUAACUUCAACUUGGAUACUGAAGAAAUCUUCACAACUUUAAACUGUGACCUUUGUUUUUAUGUAGUUUCAGGGAUAUUUUCUGGCCCAUUGGUGAACAUAUUCAGUUUUUCAUCAUGCAGUGUAUCGUGGUUGAGAUAAGAAAAAAAUGCAAUUAAAAUCAUAU
Plectropomus leopardus (leopard coralgrouper) is the source of this 1351-nucleotide messenger RNA. Its product is annotated as placenta-specific gene 8 protein-like. The record is from RefSeq and is a predicted model, not a curated record. Lineage: Eukaryota; Metazoa; Chordata; Actinopteri; Perciformes; Serranidae.